This is a messenger RNA of Coffea eugenioides, 1502 nucleotides long. Its product is annotated as pheophytinase, chloroplastic. The transcript has 7 exons. Gene Ontology annotation, cellular component: chloroplast. The record is from RefSeq and is a predicted model, not a curated record. Lineage: Eukaryota; Viridiplantae; Streptophyta; Magnoliopsida; Gentianales; Rubiaceae. The coding region runs from base 177 to 1310 and encodes 377 amino acids.
CCCACCACAGAAAUACAGACGAAAAAACCCCCAGUUUAAAAAAAAAUCCUUUGACAAAUGCUCCUCCAGAAAAAUCUUCGUCUUCCUUCACCAGUUCACCAACUUGUAAUUCUUGAAUUGUGAUCAGAACUCACUUUUUGUAACUUCUUAGUUGCAGCAAGCCAUUGUGAGCUGAGAUGAAAUCCAUGUCAACUUCAUGUGCUACUCUGCCACAUUAUCUGAGGACCAAAUUCUUGGACCCCAAUAGCAGCUACAAUUUCAUUGCCCCAGUUCAACUCGGACUUCACCAUUAUAAGAGCAAAUGCGAAUUAAACAGGAGGGGUUUUACAUUCAAGGGGAUUGUUGCUGCCGGAGCUUCAGCUGUUGCACCUUCUCUGGUCACUGAAUCUUCACAAGGUUUGGAAAGACUAAUGUAUAAGCCAGAUGGCUACAAUUACUGGACAUGGCGAGGCAGGAAAAUUCAUUAUGUUGUAGAAGGAGAAGGGUUGCCAGUUGUUCUAAUUCAUGGAUUUGGUGCUUCUGCUUUUCAUUGGAGGUAUAAUAUUCCAGAAUUAGCUAAAAAGUACAAAGUUUAUGCACUUGACUUGCUAGGCUUUGGUUGGAGCGAGAAGGCACUAAUUGAGUAUGAUGCUUUGGUUUGGAGAGAUCAGGUUGUUGAUUUUUUGAAAGAGGUAGUCAAAGAACCAGCAGUUUUAGUUGGCAACAGUCUUGGAGGAUUUACUGCACUGGUUGCUGCAGCAGCACUGCCGCAGCAAGUCAAAGGAGUCUCAUUACUGAACUCAGCAGGACAGUUUGGGGAUUCAAUUACUGUAAAAAGUGAAUCUGAAGAAACACCGAUACAAACAUAUAUUCUCAAGCCCUUAAAAGAAGCUUUCCAGCGUAUUGUUCUCGGAUUUCUAUUCUGGCAAGCCAAGCAACCUUCACGAAUAAAAUCUGUCUUGAGCAGUGUAUAUAUAAAUGCUUCAAAUGUGGAUGACUAUCUCAUUGAUUCAAUUACAAGGCCAGCAGCAGACCCAAAUGCAGGGGAAGUGUACUACAGACUAAUGACAAGAUUCAUGUCAAGCCAGAGGAAGUACACACUUGAUAAUGUGUUAAGCGAACUCUCUUGCCCGCUGCUGCUGCUCUGGGGUGACUUAGAUCCAUGGGUUGGUCCUGCCAAGGCCCUUCGCAUCAAGGAAUUCUAUCCAAAUACAUCCCUUGUCAACUUACAAGCAGGACAUUGUCCCCAUGAUGAAGUUCCUGACCUCGUGAAUAAGGCUCUAACGGAUUGGCUGUCAACUUUGACAUCUGCACCUCUUGAAACAGCAUGACUUAAUCCUGAACUUACACUUUCAUACGGCCUUCAUAUUUAAUUAUAUUUUACAUCAAUUAAACACAGGAAUUGUUUUGCUGAUGUAAUUUGACAACAUGUAAGAUGAAUUAUAUGGAAUGCAAUUCCAAAUUCUGAGAUCAUUGGCAGAUGAAAUUUCCUAAACAUGAGCGGAAAUUUUUUGUUGUUUUAA